This is a messenger RNA of Sinocyclocheilus rhinocerous, 685 nucleotides long. RefSeq names its product fibroblast growth factor 17-like. Gene Ontology annotation, molecular function: growth factor activity. Bases 38 to 685 code for a protein of 215 amino acids. The transcript has 5 exons. The record is from RefSeq and is a predicted model, not a curated record. NCBI's taxonomy places the organism in Eukaryota, Metazoa, Chordata, Actinopteri, Cypriniformes, Cyprinidae.
GAACCCUGGAUACGACAUUAUACUUUGCGUUGCCACAAUGUAUGGAAUAAAUCAGCGCUGCUUGUACAUCUCUUUUCACUUCUUCGUGGUGUGGUGUCAAGCACAGGGGGAGACGAAUCACCCUUCUCCUAAUUUUAAGCAGUAUGUGAGGGAACAGGGCUCACUGACGGACCAGCUGAGCCGGCGGCAGGUUCGCGUCUAUCAGCUGUACAGCAGAACCAGCGGCAGACACGUGCAGAUCCAGGGCAAGAGAGUGAGCGCCACCGCCGAGGACGAGAACACUUUCGCCAGACUUUAUGUGGAGACGGACACCUUCGGAAGUCGUGUUCGGAUCAAAGGAGCAGAAAGUGGCAGAUAUCUGUGCAUGAACCGCAGGGGGAAACUAGUGGGCAAGCCUAAUGGCAGAGGAAGGGACUGCAUCUUCUCAGAGAUCGUCCUGGAGAACAACUACACUGCUUUCCAGAACGCUAAAUAUGAGGGCUGGUACGUGGCCUUCAGCAGAAAGGGUCGGCCCAUCAAGGCUUCCAAAACCAGGGAGAACCAGCGGGAAGUUCACUUCAUCAAGCGCCUCUACAAAGGACCGCUCCCCUUCCCAAACUCAGACCAACCCAAACACUUUGAGUUCAUCAGCUUUCCACCGACACGACGGGCUAAACGCAACAGAAAACCCCACUCUGCUUCCUAA